Molecule: messenger RNA, 2103 nt
Organism: Corylus avellana
Lineage: Eukaryota; Viridiplantae; Streptophyta; Magnoliopsida; Fagales; Betulaceae
Gene: CLPX
Product: CLP protease regulatory subunit X
Biological process (GO): protein folding
Cellular component (GO): mitochondrial matrix
Molecular function (GO): ATP-dependent protein folding chaperone; ATP hydrolysis activity; ATP binding
Source: RefSeq, a predicted model, not a curated record
UUUUUAAGUUCUACGUCCUUUCCCUGAUCCCUUUGUAUCUACAAAAUUCUCCCACCGUACAUGAUUAAUCCCAAAUUCUGACAAGCCCAUUUUAGUUGGCGUCCGAUUCUCUCAAACCCCUCUGAAAAAAUCUCAUUUGGACCCCUCUAUGAUUCCUAGAAUUCUUUUUAUCCCAGCCUAAAAUUUUCCCUCCUUUCCUUCACUUUCCCGGGGAAAAAAGUAUUAUCACACCCACAUCAACAUGGCUGCCGCGCUCAGAUCCAAAUCUUCCAAGGAUACGGCGUCGUUCACGGUCUCCCAGUUCCGCUACUUCGUAUUCAACCACAUGCACGACGGUCGCAUGGCCAGCUCUCACUGUACGCACCGUUCCAAGUGGGAUGACCUCUACAUGAACACCCCCUACCACUUCACUUCCUUCAAACCCGUGUCUUUACGCGGCGAGUUCAUCGAAAAGGGUACUCAAUUCUCCGAUAGUAAUCGGAGAAACACUCAAAGUUGUGGUUUUGAUAAGAAUUGGAGCGAAAAGUUGAGCAGUAGGUUUACUACUGUGUUGAGCUCCGAUGGGGACCCACGGGAGGUGUGGUCCGGGGACGGAAUGGUGAUAAAGACGGGCAGUUCGAGCUUGCAUGUGGUUCGUGGUGGCGAUACGAGCACCGGCUCGGGCGGUGGUGGGAUUGGGUCGAAUUCGAAGGAUGGGUGCUGGGGAGGGUCCAAUAUGGGGAAUAAUUUUCCGACGCCGAAGGAGAUUUGUAUGGGGCUUGACAAGUUUGUAAUUGGUCAGGAGAGGGCCAAGAAGGUGCUUGCUGUGUCUGUUUACAAUCAUUAUAAGAGGAUAUAUUAUGAGUCCCUUCAAAAGUGGCCAGCAGAAGAAUCAAGUAACAAGAAAGCAGAUGUAGUGGAUGAUGAUCGAGUAGAACUUGAGAAAAGUAAUAUCCUUCUAAUGGGGCCAACAGGAUCAGGGAAGACAUUACUUGCCAAAACUUUGGCUCGGUUUGUGAAUGUUCCUUUCGUUAUUGCAGAUGCAACUACGCUGACUCAGGCAAGAUAUGUCGGGGAAGAUGUGGAGUCUAUAUUGUACAAACUCCUUAUGGUUGCUGACUAUAAUGUGGCAGCUGCCCAGCAGGGCAUUGUUUACAUUGAUGAAGUUGACAAAAUUACCAAAAAGGCUGAGAGCCUUAACAUUAGUAGAGAUGUGUCUGGGGAGGGUGUUCAGCAGGCAUUACUAAAGAUGCUGGAAGGAACAGUUGUCAAUGUUCCUGAGAAGGGAGCUCGAAAGCACCCUAGAGGUGAAAAUAUACAGAUUGACACAAAGGACAUUCUUUUCAUCUGUGGAGGCGCCUUUAAUGACUUGGAGAAAACAAUCUCAGAAAGGCGCCAAGAUUCUUCUAUCGGAUUUGGUGCUCCUGUACGUGCCAACAUGAGGGCUGGUGGUGUUACAGAUGCUGCUGUUGCAUCAUCUUUAUUGGAGACUGUUGAAAGUAGUGACCUUAUUUCGUACGGUUUAAUACCCGAAUUUGUUGGACGGUUUCCCAUUCUUGUCAGUUUGUCGGCUCUAACUGAAAACCAACUCGUGCAGGUCCUUACAGAGCCAAAAAAUGCCCUUGGGAAACAAUACAAAAAGAUGUUCCAGAUGAAUGGCGUCAAGCUGCAUUCAACGGAAAAUGCCUUGAGAUUAAUUGCUAGAAAAGCAAUAUCAAAGAACACGGGGGCUCGGGGCUUACGAGCAAUAUUGGAGGAUAUAUUGAUGGAUGCUAUGUAUGAGAUUCCAGAUGUUAGAACAGGUGAUGAUAUAAUAGAUGCAGUGGUAGUUGAUGAAGAGGCUGUUGGGUCCGACCGACGCGGACGCGGGCGCGGAGCUAAGAUCCUCUAUGGCAAGGGUGCAUUGGAUCGUUAUCUUUCACACGAGGGAGAACCUGAGGUGGAAAUAGAAGCUCGUAUUGUUGCCAGCAUGUAACCUCUGGUGAAAUUUAUUUGUACUCUCAUCCUUUGUACAUAAUUAGUUAUACAUUUAUUUAAUGAGUAUAUAAUUUGCAAUUGUACUACAUAGCACAAUGCUCCAAUGGUCUGCAGUGCUUGAUUUAAUAAAUAUAUAAUUUACCUCCA